Molecule: messenger RNA, 1636 nt
Organism: Epinephelus moara (kelp grouper)
Lineage: Eukaryota; Metazoa; Chordata; Actinopteri; Perciformes; Serranidae
Product: pancreatic secretory granule membrane major glycoprotein GP2
Exons: 9
Coding region: 335-1477 (380 amino acids)
Biological process (GO): neutrophil migration
Cellular component (GO): cell surface; apical plasma membrane
Source: RefSeq, a predicted model, not a curated record
AAGACACAGUUGUAAGAUGUUUACUAAGAGGACAUGGCCGCAGUAGGCGUUAACAUACGUGUUACCUUGGACUCCCCUCAGUUCCCCCUAUUCAUGUGCGGAAUCUCAUUGUUGGUGGGGACAUCAUUCAAGCUGGUGUUUUAAGGCCAGAGGGAGGCUCCCAGUUCAUUAGAGCUGUGUUUCAAGGGUUGGAGUAAGAGAGGGGUGCUACAUCUUGUGGUGACAGCGAGCUGUGGUGAAUAGUCCACCAGAAGAUUCACAGAGUUGCGGGGAGAGGGCCAAAAGGUAGCGGAGUGGCUGAGCUGAGAGGAACCAGAGGGAGAGUCUUUGGAAGAUGGCACCUGCCAGUUUGGUUUUUGUCUGGUUACUGUUCACCAUGAGGAUGGUCACCUCGGCAGAGUAUCUGACGCCUGAGGAGGAGGAGGAGCUCAAUGAAACUGUCAUUUGCACCAACGACCAUAUGGACGUUGUUAUUCCCAGUGCUUUCUUCCUCAACAAAGUGCCUCCAGUUUACGUUUGGGAUUUGCAUUUAAACGACCCAGAGUGCCGCGGUGUGGAGAUCGGAGAUGACUACGUUUUCAGCAUAAAGACGAACCUCUCUGACUGUGGAACAAUAAUGGCCUCAGAUGACACACACAUCAUGUUCAUAAACACCAUACACAACAACGACACAGAUGUUAUAACCAGAAACUAUAUCAACAUAACAUUUGUGUGCCGCUACCCCAUCAACUACCUGGUCCAACAACCCAAUGGUGAAAACAUGAUUAGAGUUGAUGUCAAAACCAUCACUCUGAACACAGAGGAUGGGAACUUUUCGGUGUCGAUGUUACUGUACAAAGAUGAAGCCUUUGAGGACAGAUGGACCACUGUGCCGUCACUGACGCUGGAUGAUGACAUCUUUGUCAAGGUUUUCAUGAUACCGGCUCACCUGAUGCUGCGUAUGGAGAGAUGCUGGGCUACACCGACCAGUGAUCCAUAUAGUAAUAUUCAGUACACCUUCAUCCGAGACAGCUGCCCAGUGUUAUCGAAUGAACAGACCCUGAGCGUGCUGAAGAACGGCCAGGGCCCUGAGGCCAUGUUCAGGAUACAAAUGUUCAAGUUUGUCGGCAGCUCUUACACCAACGUCUUCCUCCACUGCAACGUCCAGAUCUGCCACAACACGGCGGGGCUGUGCCAGCCUAACUGUUCCAGUGAAGGUGAAGAUGAGUUAAUCAGGAUACGGAGAGACAUCCCGCUGUCCCAUACAGUGUCUUACGGACCAAUCAGACGACUGCUAGCCAAUAGUGAAAAGCCCAGUCUGAAUGCAGGCGGAGUCCCUCCCGUGGAGACCUUUGUCCUCGGAGGGCUGCUGGUCGUCUUGCUGCUGAUCACAGGAGUGUUUGGGAGGCUGUGGCUCCGCUCCAGACGUUUCUACCCAGCACGAGAGGCGCAGCUCACCCUGUCCAACAUUCACCACAUCUCAGAGGUGGCCUCAUGAAUCAGGGAGCAAAGACAUGGACACAUAAACACAUAAACAUGUACAUUACAAAUGUACAGGUGUGAUUUAUGAUAAUAAUGAAAGACUUGCAUGUGUUUCUCUUUGUAGAAUGAGUUUCUUGAAUUGUAUGAUAGCAGCUUGAAUAAAGGUCGCCUUCAA